AGCUCUUUGAAAAAACGCGUGAUAUUUGUAGUAAAUAGAAUUGAAGAACAUAAAAACAGAAUCAUCAGAAGGACUUAUAAACCCUAAAUCCCUAAUACAAUCCUUCUUCUCUUACUCAUCUCGAUUGAUUUCACAGUUUUGCAAUGGAUGACCUUUUGAGAGCAGUUAAGGCAACAAAGGAUAUUAAAGAUGACAUUCCAUCUCAAAUAGAAGAGGGUCUUUAUUUGGGUUCACUUGAAGCUGCCAAUAACAAGACCCUUUUGAAAAGUUUAAACAUUACUCACAUUUUAACUGUUGCCUCUUCAUUUCCACCUGCAUACCCAAAUGAUUUCACUUACAAAACUCUUGAUGUACACGACAGAGCAGACGUAAAUAUUGCACAAUACUUUGAUGACUGUUUUGGUUUCAUCAAUGAAGCUAAAAGAACGGGUAGCGUGUUGGUUCAUUGCUUUGCAGGAAGAUCUAGAAGUGCGACUGUUGUUGUGGCCUAUUUGAUGAAGACACAUGGCAUGCGCUCAUCUAAAGCGUUGAACCUUGUGAAAAGUAAACGAAGCGUGGUUGCGCCCAACGCUGGUUUCAUAUUGCAGCUGCAAAGUUAUGAGAAAUCUCUUCCAGGAAUUGGAGCGCGUACAGAUUCUUGGUGGCAAUUUGCCUUUGGAUCUUGGCUCCGCUUCAGUUGAUCUGGUUGAAGAUGACGAUGAGUUCGAAGAAUUGAUGGGAAGGAAUUUUUAGUUAGCUUAACAUUACUAAGUACUGAUUCUUCUUUUUGCACUAAUUGAUAUAUCAGUUGUUGAAUGAACAAUUUAUGUACUCAAAGGUAUGCAACAUUUGACUUUCUUUA
Helianthus annuus (common sunflower) is the source of this 841-nucleotide messenger RNA. RefSeq names its product dual specificity protein phosphatase 1. The record is from RefSeq and is a predicted model, not a curated record. The transcript is spliced from 6 exons. The coding region runs from base 144 to 680 and encodes 178 amino acids. Gene Ontology annotation, molecular function: MAP kinase tyrosine/serine/threonine phosphatase activity; protein tyrosine/threonine phosphatase activity. NCBI's taxonomy places the organism in Eukaryota, Viridiplantae, Streptophyta, Magnoliopsida, Asterales, Asteraceae. Gene Ontology annotation, biological process: protein dephosphorylation; negative regulation of MAPK cascade. Gene Ontology annotation, cellular component: cytoplasm.